Molecule: messenger RNA, 750 nt
Organism: Anisakis simplex (herring worm)
Lineage: Eukaryota; Metazoa; Nematoda; Chromadorea; Rhabditida; Anisakidae
Source: the annotation of a GenBank genome assembly
UUAGCUGGACCGUCGUGCCAAAUUGUGAGUAUUGGUUCAGGAUUCGAUACACUUUAUUGGCGUUUGAAAGACUCGAAAGCCAAAUUCCAUAAAUAUGUCGAAGUCGACUUUAGCUCGGUGACUGCGAAGAAAAUUCGUCAAAUUCGUAAGCCGGGUUCACCAGAUCUAGUGGCCAUGUUCUCAGAGAAACCUAGUGAAUUUGAACACUCGGAUCUGCAUGCGGGUGAUUAUCAGCUGUUAGGUGCUGAUUUGCGGCAACCGAAGGAACUGAAGAGCAAACUUGAGGCAUCCGGUCUUGAUUUCGAUAUGCCGACGCUGUUCAUUGCCGAGUGUGUUCUGGUGUAUAUGAGUGCGAUGCAUAGUGGCCAACUGCUCAACGAAAUUGCCACUUGGUUCAAAACGGCACUCUUUGUCAAUUAUGAACAAGUUGAAAUGGGCGAUACAUUUGGUGGAGUGAUGGAGAGAAAUCUACAACAGCGCGGAAUUAUUUUGCCGGGUCUUUCGUCUUGUAAAAGUCUCGAAUCUCAGAAACAGCGUUUUCUGGACAACAAAUGGGAGAGUGUGAAUAUAUGGACGAUGAGUGAGAUUUAUAAAACGAAGCUGCCAAAAAAUGAAGUUACCAGAAUCGAAGCGAUCGAAUUCCUGGAUGAACGUGAACUUUUGGUGCAACUACUUGACCACUAUUGUAUAUCAAUUGCCUUCAAGGAUUCAUCGUCGAAAUAUUCACAUCUCAAAGAUGUUUUUUCGUAA